AUGCCUGAUGAGGCGAACCAGCCUCUGUUGGAUGGGCAUUCCAGUGAAUGGCCCACCGAUAGAUCAUCUACCGACCAGCCUAGGCCACCACAUGAAUUCUCAACAACCAUGUCGACAAAUACUUCUCAAAGUCAAGAUGGUUUGACGGUGUAUAGUACCGAGCAAAGACUGUCGCGAUCAUCUUCAGGCCGGAGUUUGCCUGACGAUACAUUCCAGGCUGCAGUGGCUGACGAAGCUAAUCGGCCCCUACUGGAUGGGCAACCAACCACCGAACGACCUAUGCUAUCAGAUGCAUUAUCAUUGGGGUCAACCAAGAUGUCGACACACUCUUCACACAGUCAAGAUGAAUUGACGGUCUACAGCUCGGAGCAACAAUACUCGCGCUCUUCUUCGAGCGGGGUUGGGUCAUCAUCCCGGACAGUGGUUGCCGAUGAACCAAAUCAACACUCCGAAAGCGCAUCCGCCGACAAUUUCAGAUCAUCGUACCAACUGUCGUCGGAGUCAACACCUCUCCUACACCGCCGUAACGACGAAUUGACGCCCUACGGGACCGAGCAAGUACUAUCACGUCCCAUUUCAAUCAGAUCGCAAAUUCCACCCGAAGAUGUCCCCCAAAAGCGAAGCCGUGUACCAUGGGCGACGGUGACCUCCCUUGCCGUCCUAACGCUUACCGUUUUGUCGAUACUGGUGCUUGCCUUCGCUGCCCCAGCAGCAGUACAAGAAUAUGGUCAGCAAGCUGCUGUCUUCAAACCGACGGCGGUCUCAAUUGAUUCCACGACGCCCAGCGGUAUUAGAGCCCGUGUUCAAGGUGAUUUUGUGAUGGACUCUGCUCGCGUGAAGAACAAAUCGGUUCGAGGCAUUGGUCGAUUUGCAACAUGGAUUGCCAGGGAAAUCCAGACGAAUCCGACCGAGGUUGAAGUUUAUCUUCCGGAGUAUGGAAAUGUACUUGUUGGAACUGCCGCGGUACCCAUCAUCAAAUUGAAUAUCCGAAACGGCCACCAUACCACCGUCGACUUUCUCACCGAUCUAGAAGCUGGUGACAUCCGAGGGAUUCACGCGGUUGCACUUGAUUGGAUUGAAGGGCGACUGGGCCGCCUCAGUAUCAAGGCCAAGGCUAGAAUCGAACUCAAAUCGGGUUUAAUUGCUUUGGGGUCUCAAAUUUUGACACACAACGUCAUUUUUGAAGAAAACGAUUUCCCUGCUUUGCCGGAUAUCACGAUUCUAAAGUUGAAUUUCCAUGAUUCCAAGAGUGGAUCCAUGGCAGUUGAUGUUCUACUGGCAUCAUUGAUUGAUUCUCCUGUCGCUCUCACUGUCCCUGCCCUCGGGUUUGACGUUUUUGUGCCAAAUUGCUCACCCGGAGAUCCUUAUAUAUUGGUCGCCAAUGCGAAGACCAGCGAAGUACAGGUUCAUCCUGGUCGGGCGACUCCACUUGGCGUCGAGGGCCUCAUCAGACAAUUACCUAACGAGCUGAUCUCCAAUUGCCCAGGGCAGGAGGGCUCCCCUCUGGAUUUCUUGGUUUCCAGCUUCAUGAAGGGGCUUGAGACAACCAUUUACGUCCGUGGAUCUGACGCACCAUCGCCUGAUACCCCGGCAUGGAUAGUUGAUUUGCUACGCAGCGUGACCAUGCCUUUGCCAUUUACAGGGCAUGCAUUGGACAACCUGGUGAAAAACUUCACCAUGUCUGAUACUCAUUUCUCUCUUCCCGAUCCCUUCGCAGAACCAGAUUCUCCAGACUCGCAACCCACAAUAUCUGCCUUGGUAAAGGUUCUCAUUGCGCUGCCGGACGAGAUGAAUUUCCAAGUUGACGUUCCGGAAGUUCGCGCACUAGCGGACGUCUUCUACAAGGAAGAGAAGUUUGGGUAUUUAAACAUCAGCGAAUGGCAAGACGCCAACUCCACCAUUGUAGACGACAAAGAUGGCUCUUCUGCACUUCUUGUGGAAUUCGCUAUGAAAGACGCGCCAUUGGAAGUCACUGAUGACGGACUGUUGUCGGAGGUCAUCCAAGCAAUGCUAUUUGGUAGCAAAGGAGUCGAACUGCGAGUUGCUGCCACCGUAGAUACAAAGGUCUCAACUGGCUUGGGCCGCUUCGCCGUGCGAGGUAUUCCCGCAGAAGGGACGGUACCAAUGAAGACCUCCUUCGGAAACCCCUUUGACCAACUGAAUCCGCGUGUGGUAUCAUUGCAAUUAGGAGAUACGACUGAAUCCUCAAUGGUGGUAUCUACACUGGUGAAUUUCACCAACCCGACUCAGUACUCGGCCACAGUCCCCUUUAUUGACCUUCUCAUACUCUACAACGGCACCUCUGUGGCUCAUAUCGCUGCCCAGAACCUGUCUAUUGUACCUGGCAACAAUAGCUACGUUCCAUUUGACUUCUUCUGGUCCCCACUAAGCUCUAGUGGAAUAGAUGGAGUCGAGGCUGGCCGCGCAUUAUUUUCAUCGUAUAUAUCCGGUUUCAAUACAUCAAUUGCCAUCAAGACCCAUCGAAACACGAUUCCAUCCCUCCCAAAUCUGGGCGAAGCAUUGUCCGCGCUCAACAUCACAGUCCCAGUCCCUCGUAUAUCAAUGCCUGGCUCCCCAGCAAGCGGCGACGAAGACAGCAAGCCACAUUUCAUUCAAGACGCAACAUUCUACCUCUGGUCUUCUUCAGCAGACUUCACUCUCGCUUCGCCCCUAACAGAAACCAACAUUCUUAUAACCUCAAUCGACGCCACAGCCUUCUAUGAGCAGAAAGAGCCCAUUGGCCGCAUCACAAACCGCGACCCCUUUGAAGUCCCACCUGGUAUAUCCCAGACCCCGCGCUUACCCGUCAAUCUCAACAUGGGCGGCGUUGGAUAUGAUGCUUUGCGGAAAGCACUUGGUCAAUCGUUAGAGAUGGAUGCCAUUGCCAACGUUGGAAUCCAGAUAAAGAACUACGUGGACGUCGUAUUCUACCAUGGGAAGGGCAUUGCGGCUAAAGUACGCUUUUAA
Penicillium soppii is the source of this 2967-nucleotide messenger RNA. RefSeq lists its product as uncharacterized. Gene Ontology annotation, cellular component: fungal-type vacuole membrane. NCBI's taxonomy places the organism in Eukaryota, Fungi, Ascomycota, Eurotiomycetes, Eurotiales, Aspergillaceae. The transcript is spliced from 5 exons. Bases 1 to 2967 code for a protein of 988 amino acids. The record is from RefSeq and is a predicted model, not a curated record.